This is a messenger RNA of Saccostrea echinata, 681 nucleotides long. RefSeq lists its product as uncharacterized. The coding region runs from base 135 to 575 and encodes 146 amino acids. The record is from RefSeq and is a predicted model, not a curated record. NCBI's taxonomy places the organism in Eukaryota, Metazoa, Mollusca, Bivalvia, Ostreida, Ostreidae. The transcript has 4 exons. Gene Ontology annotation, molecular function: chitin binding. Gene Ontology annotation, cellular component: extracellular region.
GAACUUUGCAUCUGUACUUGAAAACAAUUCCCUUUACUACUUUGAGUAUGGACAGAACAAGCUUUAAUUUCGGUUGAAGUUUAGUCAAUGUUGCGUGUUUGUGUUGAAUCUGCAGGUUAGUCCUUAACAAGCUGAUGACAAUGUUUAUAUACACAAUAUUUAGUGCGAUUUGUGGACUCUCUAUAGUGACAGCUUAUUAUCAAGAGUCCGGGAUCGAUGACGUUUGCUUAGGAAGGCAAAAUAUGAUUUAUGCCAGAACGUGUAAAACUUAUAUAAAAUGUGUGAAUGGAACAUCGACAAAAGUGAACUGUGAUAAAUACAUGGUGUUUAAUACAGAUACCAUUAAAUGUGAAUAUGUUUUUAACGUCCAAUCUCCUUGUGGAGUGUUCCGGGAUUGUUCCAAGCUUCCAGACGGUCACUUCCCUGACACAGAACAGAAGUGUAUGCGAUUCUACACCUGCUGGAAAGGAAAUUUCCUUGGAUUUACCGAUUGCACUCUGGGUCUGGUUUUUAAUGUCAGAAAGCAAGUCUGUGACUGGCCAUUCAACGUAAUGCCGCCAUGCGGAAUCAGGUGACGAACAAAUCAAAACCUUGCUACCUUCUUCUGCAACACAGCUACCUCUCACCUUCAGCGUUAUUUGUAUCGUUCUACACCUCAAUAAACUUCUUAUAUUUACUAAA